UACUCAGAGUCAAUCUACAAAGCAGGUGAUAUUAUUUGUUAAUACUCAUAGUCAAUCUUCACUUUCAUUAUAGGUAGAAGGAGAAAAGUUUUCUGGCAAUUUUACAACAAGAAAGAAAAAACAGUGAUAUGCAAAUUUUGCAAUAAACAGUUUGAGUUUUCAAAUGUGAAUAAAAUGGAAAAACACACAUUGAAGUGUUUACACUGUCAACUCCCAAAUCUUGAGUCAGUGUGCCAAUGUCAAUUUCAACCAGCAAAUCUGAAUCUUGCCAGCACAAUUCCGGAACGAGAAAUUCUAGAUCAUAUAUGCUUGAUUGUUUUGUUGAUAAUAUAUCAACCUCAGAAAAUAAAAUGUAUGUGUUCAAUGAGUUCAAAAGUAUAUAGACGAUAUUCAAAAGACCCUGGAAUAAGCAAACGAAGAGCAGCACUGUCCAACCCUUUAGAAUUAGAACAAGACUUCGAAAACCUAGAACUAGACGAUUUAGAGGCAGAUUUUAUGGACGUGCACAAAAGUUACAAAGAGCAUAGAAGAGAAAUGGUCCUAAAGAAAGAACGACUCAAAUAUCAGAUCGUUAAACAAAAAUACUUCAAAGAAAAAUUUCCGAACUUUUUAACCUGGAACGAUAAGGAACAAAUCAAGUUUCUUCAUAACAAGGAUCCUGAAGAAUGGACUGUUGAAAAAUUAUCUGAAAGUUUUCCGGCUUUACCAGAAACUGUGCAGAAAAUUUUAAAAGGCAAAUUUUUAAAAUCAGGUUCUAAGAUAAAAAAUCACGAUACUGUUGUUGAGAAAAACUGGGAAGAUUUGAAGGCAGGAAAAUUUGAAAAUUUACCUUCGGAUUUAAUAGAACAUUUAAAUAAAUUUACUGCUAGAAAAUUAAACACACAUGUGUUAAUAAAAAAGCAAGAAAUAAUCAACAGACCAAAAAUCAAAUCAGAAUUUUCAGAAAUAAUCACCAGCUAUGAAAAACUGAAAAACAAACAUUUAGACAAUGAAAUUAGUGAUAAUUUACAAUUAAACAUUAAAAAUGAAAAACAUGCUGACCAAGAUACAUAUUUACUCUUAGCAAAAAAGAAAAUGAAAGAUUUGUCACCUACAACCCUAUCACAUCUUCAAGAGGGUAUAAAAAACAAAGCAGUCAAAGGUAAUAAUUUGACGGAAGAAGAACAAAUUAUUUACGACGAAGCUGCGGUACUGCAACCAGAAGAAAAUGCCAUAGCCUUAAAUCAGGAAGACGUGGCAGCUCUUUCGGAAAAUAAGUAUAACACCGGCGCUGGAUCGUUGAUAAGAAAAACAGAGAGGGACUAUUCACAUCUCAUUUACCCAGAAAAAAUCGUUAUUCCUAAGGAACUAAAAAAACGGGGGUACACUUACAGAUUGAAUGAUUGUUAUUAUGAUGUUGAUGGAGAAUUUUUGUACAGGGUGCCAGGUAUGGAUAAAUAAAAGAUAUUUAAGUG
This is a messenger RNA of Psylliodes chrysocephalus, 1454 nucleotides long. The record is from the annotation of a GenBank genome assembly. Lineage: Eukaryota; Metazoa; Arthropoda; Insecta; Coleoptera; Chrysomelidae.